Micropterus salmoides (largemouth bass) is the source of this 1413-nucleotide messenger RNA. RefSeq names its product BCL2 like 10 (gene bcl2l10). Gene Ontology annotation, cellular component: mitochondrial outer membrane. Gene Ontology annotation, molecular function: protein heterodimerization activity; protein homodimerization activity. The record is from RefSeq and is a predicted model, not a curated record. NCBI's taxonomy places the organism in Eukaryota, Metazoa, Chordata, Actinopteri, Centrarchiformes, Centrarchidae. Bases 92 to 712 code for a protein of 206 amino acids. The transcript is spliced from 3 exons. Gene Ontology annotation, biological process: intrinsic apoptotic signaling pathway in response to DNA damage; regulation of apoptotic process; extrinsic apoptotic signaling pathway in absence of ligand.
UUCAACAUAACUGGAGGCGGAGUCAGACGAUAAAGAGCAGCCGGCUGAAGGGAAGCUGUGAGUGUAGCAAGGUUCUCCUUCCGCCGUCCGUAUGUGCAGAGAGCAGUCUGAUAUCGCUGGGAGGAAAAUGUCGUGCGGGCUGUGGAAAGAGACCCUGGCCCUGGCAGAGGACUACCUGUUCCUGUGCUGCAACAGCCCCCGGCCAGCCCCUCCACCUCCCAGCGAGUCAGCCACUGCCAUGAGGCGCCUGGCCCAGGACAUGGAGGCGCAGCACCAGGCUCGCUUUCACUCCCUCGCGCAGACCUUCUUGAGGCAGUGCGGGCCGGACCCCUGCUCCGGCCUCAGGAAGGUGAUGGAGGAGCUGGUGGGGGACGGACACUUGAACUGGGGGAGGGUUGUUUCCCUUUUCACCUUCACUGGGGUGCUGGCCAGACAGCUCCUGGAGCAGAAGGGCACGAAGCCGGGGCUGGACCCUGGGCAGGGGCAGGAACACGGACAGGAAUCUGGAAACUGCAGGGGACUGGCAGAGACCAUAGCUGAUUACCUGGGAGAGGAGAAGAGAGACUGGAUGCUGGAGAAUGAUGGAUGGGAGGGGUUCUGUAAGUUCUCCCGCAGUGCCAGAGAAGUGAGUCUGGAUUCGUCCAUGAAGAAAGCGCUGUUUGCAGCUGCUGGCGUUGGCCUCGCUGGACUCACCUUCCUCCUGGUGCGCUAGCUGGCCUUCCUGAAACACAUGCUAACGUGAUAGCUCAUCCAUGUUCUCCUCCUUUUAUUUGGCACAGUUACGUAGACAUUUUAAAUUCUAAUGUCAAUGCUGUAAAAACAGUGAAUUCAGGGUUGUAAUCUCAUCAAAUUCAUCAACUGAAUGUUUGCACAUCCUCCAACCCCACGCACACAUGCAUUUAAUACUGACAUUUUGUCACUUGCUCCUUAAGAUUGUAAAAAUGAUCUCAAUGCCUUCAGAAAUUUUGGAGUAAGUGACCUCAGUUUGCAUAUCUUAGACAGGUUAAUUAGCAAUUGUUCGGAGUCCUCUUGUUUUCUAAGCUUGUAUUUUCAGCUGUGUAGCUAAAAGACUUUCAGAUUUCAAAUUUCCCAACAGCUUCUGGUUUUGGUUUUAAAAUUGUCUGCUGCCUUUUGUUCACGUGUUUACCUGAGUUGUGUAUGUGGUCUAGAGCCAUUCUAGUGUACAAUGUAUAAAUUAAUAUAUUAUAUUUAUAUGAAAUGAAACUGAUCCACAGCUAAUUCAGUUGUUUCAUUGUUUUCAAGUCUGUCCUACAUCCAUGUGAUGUUUACACAGGCUAUAUCCAGGGCUGAUGACCACACGGUGCUAAGAUAUGUUGAAAUCUUUCUCAUAUCAUUCCAACAAACCAGGGACCAAUCUGACUUAGAACAAACCUAUUGCCCCCCCUCCCCCCA